Armigeres subalbatus is the source of this 627-nucleotide messenger RNA. RefSeq lists its product as uncharacterized. Gene Ontology annotation, molecular function: nucleic acid binding; RNA-DNA hybrid ribonuclease activity. Bases 1 to 627 code for a protein of 208 amino acids. The transcript has a single exon. The record is from RefSeq and is a predicted model, not a curated record. Lineage: Eukaryota; Metazoa; Arthropoda; Insecta; Diptera; Culicidae.
AUGCUACUCAACCAGCAAACAUUGGAAGAAAACUACAUCCCAGCAGAAAUCUACCAAGAAUUCUAUGGCAUCCGUGGCAACACAAUCCGAAUCCAAUGGGUCCCAAGUCACAACGGAAUAAACGGAAACGAAAUAGCCGACGCAGAGGCCGUAGCCAAAUCAAGAGAACCCCAAACCUAUUUCAACGGAAUAACGAUGAACGAUGCCCUGAUAGUAAGCAAAGAUGAAGUAUGGGAAGAAUGGACUAGGAAGUACAAGACACUUUCGGAAGAGAAAGGAAGCUGGCACUAUCAACUUCUCGAACAACCCACCAAAACCAUAUGGAACAAAAACCUUGCACUCAACCCAGAACAACUAAAAACCCUAAACAGAAUUAGAACCGGCCACUGCCUAACUAAAGACAAAAGAUUUAAGUGGGGGUGGGAGAUUGAUGAUCAGUGUGAAUGGUGCGACACCACGGAAGACCUACAACACAUUCUGUACGUGUGCCCAAAGUACAACCAUAGCAGAGUAGACUACCCAGCGUUGGAAUACAUGAAGCCCUCCAAGAUAUUUUACGGAAAAAAAAAUGAAGAAGAUCUGAAACAGAUUGUACAGUUUCUAAAUUCCAACAAGAUACACAUCUGA